Asparagus officinalis (garden asparagus) is the source of this 620-nucleotide messenger RNA. RefSeq names its product patatin-like protein 6. The transcript has 2 exons. NCBI's taxonomy places the organism in Eukaryota, Viridiplantae, Streptophyta, Magnoliopsida, Asparagales, Asparagaceae. Bases 8 to 328 code for a protein of 106 amino acids. The record is from RefSeq and is a predicted model, not a curated record.
GGUUGCUAUGGCGUUCGGGCAGUGUCGGAGCUCCAAUUACAUUCGGAUCCAGGCAAACGGCUCAAGCAUGGAGCAGUGUGGGGCUGAUGCAGACUGCAAUCCAAGCCCUGGGAAUGUGAAGGUACUACUAGGAGCUGCAGACGAGAUGCUAAAGCAAAAGAAUGUGGAGUCUGUAAUGUUCGGGGGAAAGAGGAUAGGAGAGCAGACAAACAUGGAGAAGCUCGAUUGGUUUGCUGGUGAGCUCGUGCUUGAACACCAGAGAAGAAGCUGCAGGAUUGCUCCCACCGUCGCCUUCAAGCAACCAACUCCAAAGGCCACUGACACCUAGAAGCUUCGUCUUUAGUAAGGCUCUACACCACCUCUUUCAUUCCUUUGGUUACUUGCUUUUGUUCUGCUUGAUUUUAUAUAGCAGUGUAGCAUUUCUGCCCAUAGGAUCGUUAGAAGUGGAGAAGAUGAUAAAUUUGUGAUAUAUUUUAUGAUGCCUCCAGAAAUAUUAUCUAUCAUCUGUCCGGUUUCUUUUUCAAUUUUACCCUUUUUCUGUCUCUCCUUGUAUGUUACAGAUUCAAAAAUUAUCAAUAUCAGUAUGGAGGAAGUUAUCCUUUUUCCCCCCUUUCCAAGUC